AAUCUAGAAAUAACUUUCCAGAGGUCUACAGGCCACAAAUGAAAUGAAAGUACAAUGCAAUUCUACAGAUUUAUUUUGUAGUUAAAAGAUAUAUAAGAUUAUAAAAUCUAAAAAAUCUUAUAACGGUAUUCUUAUUACGACACGAUGUAGAUUUAAAAGGACAUUUUCGUUGAUUGUUUUUUUGUAAUUUAACAAUUUCAUUAUGUUUGGCAUUUAACAUGUAUAUGUUUAAAUAUCCUGUUUCGGAGACGUUGAAAGGGGUGAUCUUCUAUCAGGAUAUUAUAACUUAGUUAACGUACAGGUUUAUCUUUAGUCAAUCUGUGUUUUAACGAAUGUAGUUGUGCAUCUUAUGAUAGUUAUCAUACUGUAAAGGAAAGCUGAAUCAUAGAUAAUAGAGAGAGAUGGACGAAGGACGCUUAGGAAUCGUUCGACGCCAGGAAAACAGUCGAAGAAAAUUCGUUUUUAUGUUGAAUGAAGUAAUGAGAUCACAGUGCAAUGUCGUUGAUGAAUGCAUUUCAAGAGAGAAAUUUGAAAUUGGAGUUAAAUACGACAAAUCGUUUGUUCCAAUAAGACGAGCGGUUGUAAAACAGAGAGUACUUCAACAAUGUUUGAAAAUGAAACGGGAUCCUAAAAUAAUCAAAAACAGAAACUUAGGUGUUUAUGGCGGGAAACCUUUGUAUACGUUUUCCCGUGACAUUGAUAAGUUUAUCGCAGACAUGCAUCCGCGUUUAAGACGAUUGAAGCAAGCUGAAAAAGCACUAACAGAAAGUAUUGAAAAGGGUAAAAUAUUAGAUCCAAAGAAAGUUCCUCUUAAGAUAGAACAGUAUUUUAAGAAAAAUUGGAAAAACGACAUCGAAGAGAAGGUGCAGAAACCAAAACCUGCAGUAUUACAAGAAAGCAAAGACAUAUUCAAAAAUACACGAAAUAUGUUGCCUCCUAUUAGAGGAAUACUAAAUCCAUACAGUAAAAGAAUAUGGAAAGAUUAUGCCGAUAAAAAUGACAAUGAUAGAACCGACGAAUCAUCGAAACACUUGGUAGAGGAAGACCGUAUUAAAUCAAAAGAACAUCAAAUACAAAGUGACUCGAAACAUCAAGUUGCAAUAAAUACAAAUCGUCUGUCUGAACAAACAAACAACACAAUUGAUGUACCAGAUAACAGUGUGUUACGUGAGAAAACGAAGGGGUUAUUAAUUUUGCCUCCAAUACAACAAACAAAGCAGAUGGUUCAACGGUGAAGGUCAUACUAAUAUCACGGAAUUUUAUAUUGUAUUUCAAAAUGAUAAAUGUCGGUGUGUGCAUAAAUAAAAAAGUUGCACAAACAUUUAUGCAA
Messenger RNA from Mytilus trossulus (common blue mussel), 1330 nucleotides. RefSeq lists its product as uncharacterized. Bases 402 to 1235 code for a protein of 277 amino acids. The record is from RefSeq and is a predicted model, not a curated record. NCBI's taxonomy places the organism in Eukaryota, Metazoa, Mollusca, Bivalvia, Mytilida, Mytilidae. The transcript is spliced from 2 exons.